CUUGGGCCUGUUGUUGAUAUUUCAAUGACAAUGGGGUAUUCUUUGCAUUAGAGCUUGGGAGUGACUUUCACAAAGUAAUCCUUCCUUAAGUUUAAACGUCGAGAUUCCUACGUGUUCAGGAUUCAUUGUUUUGUUCUAUUAUUUCGGUAGCUCCAGGGGCUGUCCUUUCAUUGUAAUGCAGCCCUGAUGCCGUUUCACUGGGCAACAACUGAGAAAUGAACAACUGAUGCAGAGUUUUGGAAAGGAAGCAGGGUGGGAAAAUCUGGGUGUGUUAGCUGCGAUGACAGCGAAAGGCUCAGAAGGAAGAAGCUCUCGAUGAUGUAAGCUCUGUGGGAGGAGAACAACGUCUUGUGUUUUAAGACUGUUGAGAGUAGCAAUUCAGUGAAGCAAUAUUCCUUGCUUCUGCAGCCUGUAUAGGAAGAUAAUGAAGCCGAUGUACAAAUUGUCCCACCUAUGAAGCAUAGGCCAGCAUCAAGGUCUGUUUUACACAGCCGAGCUCCAGAAAGGAAUUACUUUUUAAAAAAAAAAAACCAAACACAAACUAUUUUCUUUUACUGGUGACUCUUAAAUCCAGUGUAAGUAGAGUGUUUUGAAGUUCACUAAUCCACAGCUUGUCACAUAACAAAAUAAAGUGCACUGGUGGCUUCAGUUAGUACCUGUGGAAGCGAGUGCACAGACAGCUUUAGGAACUGUCACAGUGGGGGACUUGCUGCUGGGAAGAGCGAUACAGCGUGGGCAGACUUUGACCUGGAGGGCUGCAUGUGGAGGAGAUAAGAGGGACCAGACACUGUCAUGCAGCUUUUGAAUUCUGUUAAUACCGUGACUGGAUCUCAUUAAUACCCCUUUGGUGGGAUAGUUGUACCAAGGUAUCAGCAGAGAACUUCUGUUUCUCAACACUAGCAAAACUGCAUUUUUUUACUUCAAUACCUUAUUUCAGCCCUUCUGAGAAAAAUAAGCUGUCCUGGUAAGAGCAUUCUUUGUCUGUGUACAGGCCCUAUGAGAAAAAGGGAAAGCUAAGGAUGCUGGAGCAGAACAAUGGAUUUCUCUUUCUCUUUCAUGCAAGGGAUCAUGGGAAACACAAUUCAGCAACCACCUCAACUCAUUGACUCAGCCAACAUCCGCCAAGAGGAUGCCUUUGAUGCCAGCAGUGACAUUGCUGAAGAUGGUGGACAACCGCCAUACGAAACUGCCCUGCAGCAAGGCUUUCAGUACCCUACGCCCACGACGGAGGACCUUCCACCCAUCACCAAUGGCUACCCACCAACAAUCAAUAUGUACGAACCUCAAGCCAAAUACCAGACAUACAGUCAAUAUCCCAAUGGUUCGGCCAAUGGUUUUGGCACAGUCAGAAACUUUAGUCCCCCAGAGUAUUACCAAAUGGAAAACUCUAACACAAGGCCACAUGAAGUUCUGGAAAAACCUUCCCCUCCACAGCCGCCACCUCCACCACCACCUUCAGUUUCACAAACGGUGAUUCCAAAGAAGACUGGCUCACCAGAGAUCAAAUUAAAAAUAACCAAAACUAUCCAGAACGGCAGGGAAUUGUUUGAGUCCUCUCUGUGUGGGGACCUUUUAAAUGAAGUACAAGCGAGUGAGUAUGCUAAGGCGAAACAUGAAGGGAGAAAAGAGAAAAGGAAAAAAAGUAGCAAGCAUGACUCUUCCCGAUCGGAAGAGCGCAAGUCGCACAAAAUUCCAAAAUUAGAACCAGAGGAACAAAAUAGACCAAAUGAGAGGCUUAGCAUGCUAUCAGAAAGACCAAGAGAAGAUACAGUGUUGGAGGAAACCCCGGUCCAGCAGUUCUUGCCUUCUCUUCCAACACAAGUCACCCAUGACAUCAAGUUUCAGGUUGGCGAUCUGGUUUGGUCCAAGGUGGGAACAUACCCGUGGUGGCCUUGCAUGGUUUCAUGUGAUCCACAGCUUGAUGUUCAUACCAAAAUUAAUACAAGAGGUGCCCGUGAAUACCACGUUCAGUUUUUUAGCAACCAGCCAGAGAGGGCCUGGGUGCACGAGAAGCGGGUUCGGGAGUACAAAGGACACAAACAGUAUGAGCAAUUAUUGGCUGAGGCUGCUAAGCAAGCCAGCAACCACUCUGAGAAACAGAAGAUUCGCAAACCAAGGCCGCAAAGGGAGCGUGCUCAGUGGGAUAUUGGUAUUGCCCAUGCUGAGAAAGCAUUGAAAAUGACUCGGGAAGAAAGGAUAGAACAGUACACCUUCAUUUAUAUAGACAAAGAGCCAGAGGAGGUUUUGUCAAAAGCCAAAAAGACUGCUGCUGCUAAAUCAGAGACCAAGAAGAACCGACGACCGAAGCCAGCACUGAACCCCCAGCCAGAACAUGCCAACGUGAUAGCAGCGUCGCCUUCAAACGCUGAAGUGCGAAGACAAAGCCAACGGAGGCAGUCAAGUGUGGAAGAAGAGGAGCCACCUCCUGUGAAAAUCGCGUGGAAAACAGCUGCAGCUAGAAAAUCCUUACCAGCUUCAAUAACCAUGCACAACUUGGAUCUUCAAAAAUGUAACAUGUCUCCAGUUGUUAAAAUUGAACAGGUUUUUGCCCUUCAGAAUGCUGCUGGGGACGGAAAACUCAUCGAUCAGUUUGUUUAUUCCACUAAGGGAGUUGGUAACAAAACAGAAAUAAGUGUCAAAGGACAAGAGAAACUUAAUUCUUCAUCAAAUCAAAGAAAUGAAAAAGCAGCGGUGCAAAAUGCGUCCUCUCCUGAAACAACUUCUGGGUCAACAGGUUCUGUAGAAAAGAAGCAACAGAGAAGAUCGAUUCGAACCCGCUCAGAGUCUGAGAAAUCCACUGAAGUUGUGCCAAAGAAGAAGAUCAAAAAGGAGCAGGUUGAAAUGGUUCCACUGACAGCGGUGAAGACAGGACUGCAGAAAGGUGCCAGCGAGAUUUCAGAUUCUUGUAAACCUUUAAAGAAAAGGAGUCGUGCCUCAACGGAUGUAGAACUGACUAGUUCGGCUUACAGAGAUACAUCUGACUCUGAUUCAAGAGGACUUAACGAUUUACAGGGUAGUUUUGGAAAGCGUUCCGACAGCCCAUCAGCUACGGCCGAUGCUGACGCUUCUGAUGUGCAGUCGGUAGACUCUAGCUUAUCCAGGAGAGGAACUGGAACAAAUAAAAAAGACACUGUUUGUCAGAUCUGCGAGAGCUCUGGCGAGUCUCUGGUGUCCUGCGAGGGUGAGUGUUGCAGCGUCUUUCAUGUGGAGUGUCUCGGCCUGAAGUCAAUGCCCGAUGAGAAGUUCAUCUGCACUGAGUGUAAAAACGGAGAACAUACGUGCUUUUCAUGCAAACUUCCCGGCAAAGAUGUGAAGCGCUGUUCCGUCAACACGUGCGGUAAAUUUUAUCACGAGGCCUGUGUUCGCAAGUUUGCCACUGCUCUGUUUGAGUCGCGAGGGUUCCGUUGCCCGCAGCAUUGCUGUACUGCCUGCUCCAUGGAUAAGGAUAUUCAUAAAGCAAGCAAAGGUCGCAUGGUGAGAUGUUUCAGAUGUCCCAUUGCCUAUCACUCAGGAGAUGGCUGUAUUGCAGCAGGAAGCUUGUUUGUGUCAUCCCACAUUCUCAUCUGUAGUAACCAUUCCAAAAGGAAUCACUCCUCAUCAGCUGUAAAUGUAGGCUUUUGUUUCGUUUGUGCAAGAGGGUUGGUAGUGCAGGAUCAUUCAGACCCCCUGUUCAGUUCAUAUGCCUAUAAGUCCCACUACCUACUGAAUGAAUCAAAUCGUGCUGAGUUGAUGAAAUUACCUAUGAUUCCUCCUCCUUCGUCAGCUUCCAAAAAGAAAUGUGAGAAAGGUGGAAAACUGUUGUGCUGUGAAUCCUGCCCAGCUUCCUUUCACCCUGAGUGUCUCAACAUAGAAAUGCCUGAAGGAUGCUGGAAUUGCAAUGACUGUAAAGCUGGCAAGAAGCUACGUUACAAGCAGAUCGUUUGGGUCAAGCUUGGGAAUUACAGGUGGUGGCCAGCAGAGAUCUGCAAUCCCAGGUCUGUGCCUCUCAACAUACAGGGCCUCAAACAUGAUAUCGGGGACUUCCCAGUAUUUUUCUUUGGUUCACAUGACUACUAUUGGGUACACCAGGGCAGAGUUUUCCCUUAUGUUGAAGGAGAUAAAAGCUUUGCUGAGGGGCAAACUAGUAUUAACAAGACCUUCAAGAAAGCACUUGAAGAAGCAGCAAAGCGCUUCCAGGAGCUGAAAGCACAAAGAGAAAGCAAAGAGGCAUUAGAAAUUGAAAGGAAUUCAAGGAAACCUCCACCUUAUAAACACAUCAAAUCCAACAAGGUAAUAGGGAAGGUUCAGAUUCAGGUAGCCGAUCUGUCAGAAAUCCCGCGCUGUAACUGCAAGCCGUCGGAUGAGAACCCUUGCGGCCUGGAGUCCGAGUGUCUGAACAGGAUGCUGCAGUACGAGUGCCAUCCCCAGGUGUGCCCGGCGGGAGAGCGAUGUCAGAACCAGUGUUUCACCAAAAGACUCUACCCUGAUGCUGAAAUCAUAAAAACGGAUCGACGUGGAUGGGGUCUCAGGACAAAAAGGAGCAUUAAAAAGGGUGAAUUUGUGAAUGAAUAUGUUGGCGAGCUAAUCGACGAAGAAGAGUGCAGAUUGCGGAUCAAACGUGCACAUGAAAACAGAGUAACCAAUUUUUAUAUGUUAACUGUAACAAAGGACCGGAUAAUAGAUGCUGGCCCAAAGGGGAAUUAUUCUCGUUUUAUGAACCAUAGUUGUAAUCCAAACUGUGAAACACAGAAAUGGACAGUGAAUGGUGACAUUAGAGUUGGACUGUUUGCUCUUUGUGAUAUUCCUGCAGGAAUGGAGUUAACAUUUAAUUACAAUUUGGAUUGCCUGGGCAAUGGUAGGACCGAAUGUCAUUGUGGAGCAGAAAACUGCAGUGGUUUCCUAGGAGUGCGUCCAAAGACAGCAUUUGCAACGGCAAAUGAAGAGAAGGUGAAGAAUGCAAAAUUAAAGCAGAAGAAACGGAAAAUAAAAACAGAACAGAAGCAGAUGCAUGAAGACAACUGUUUCCAGUGUGGAGAUGGGGGAGAACUGGUCAUGUGUGAUAAAAAGGACUGUCCCAAAGCAUACCACCUCCUAUGCCUUAACCUGACUCAACCACCCUUUGGAAAGUGGGAAUGUCCGUGGCACCAGUGCGACGUCUGUAGCAAUCCUGCAGUUUCAUUCUGCGAGUUUUGCCCUCAUUCCUUCUGUAAAGAUCACGAGAAGGGAGCCCUGGUGGCAUCAGCGUUGGAUGGUCGUCUCUGCUGCUCUGCACAUGACCCCAAGUCUCCUGUGGCACCCGAGUACUGGAGCAAGAUAAAGUGCAAAUUGGAAGCACAGAAUCCUGUAGAAGAAGCAAAGGAGUGAAUUUGGUUAAAAACAAACCCGGGAGGGGAGAAGAGGAGCAAACAGGCGAUGAACUUGAAGAGACUGCUACGACACAUUCAGUCUUUGUCAUCGGAGCCGUCGUGUGUGAAGUGGGACCGGGACCAUUUAGUCUUAGCAAGCAGAAGCAGGCAGUGGUGUUUUGGGUUUUAUUGUUUGGUCUUUCUUUUACCCUUGAAUGUGCUACAGCAGCUCUUACUGUUGGAAACCAGAAACAUCUUGGCCUUGAAAGAAAAACGUCAGACCUUUUGACAGUGAAAAGAAUAUUCUGUUUAAAAUAUGUUCUUUGAGUGUAGAAAGCAAAGCAUAGCAACAUAUUUAUUUAUUUAAUUUUUAAAGGGUGUUGAAGAUCUGGUUUUGAUCAGUCAACGUGUCUUUAAAAACAAAAUAGCAAAGCCAACGUAAGUUUUAUGUCUAGUUUAGGAAAUGAAUAAAGCCUCCCCACUCUGUGUAACAUUGAGAUGCCAUAAAGACAGAUGUGGGUUUCAGACCAGGUGACCCUGAAAUGCCUCCAUUCCAGUACUUGCUUUUAAAGGCAUUUUGAGAAGGUAGGUUAUAGAUCAUGUGAGCUUAGGAAUAGUAUAGUAAAGCUUUUCCUAUGAGAAAUCAGGUGUAUGACUUCUUGGAAGUGCUUGUAACGUGAGAUCUGGCAUUGUUUAAGGAGGGAAGAAACCAUGGUUCCUUGCUCGAGAGCUAUAAUCGGUGUUUGCAGACAGGUGGAAGCUCAGGAGGAGCUUCAUUGCACAGUGGUAAUUUCUUUAUCCCGCCAAUUUGGAAAACCUUCAUAGUUAGGAGAGCCUCUCGGCCUCAGGCACAUACUGCAGCACACUCGGAACUGAAGGCUUAGUCCUGCCAGUGGGAGCUCUGCCAUUGACUGCCACAGAUGGAGGAUUGUUCUGCGCGUGUGUAUGUGUCUUCUGCCAGGUCUGCGCUUGGUUCACGGCAGUUAUAUUAGUGCGAUUCUUUAUUGCCGCCUUCUCAGACUCCCAUUAGCUCCAAAGGAAGUUUGAGCGCUUAAGGAAUCCAACCCAUGUGUGCGUUUAUUUUGAUUGAAUGUUUAGAUUUUUGUGCUGAGAGAGAUCCUCCAACUUUACUCUUCAUUGUUCCUGGAGCUAAGAAAAAUCUCAGCACUUCUUCAAUGAACGGGGUGUUUUCUGUGUCUGGGUGAUGGGCCACAUUCACAGCAGCCGACUUGAGCCUCAUGAGACAGUUCUCUCUCGGAUUUCCUCUGUUAAUCAGUAGAGAGGCUCCUUCACUGAGGCUUUUGAAGUGGCUUAGGUAGGCUCCUGCUCCGGAUUUUCUUUUGAAAACCCAUCCUUGUGCGAGGAGCCUGGGGGACUAGUUUCCCCAGGCUGGGGUUAGUCUUUGGUGAACCUCCUCCCCUAGCCAACAAUCUUACAAAGCACCGUGCAUCUCCCCUUGCCCUGGUAGAGUUAGAGCGUACUUUGGACUUGUGUACUGAUACUAGCUAACUUCGUGCUAGCUUUUCACUAAUGAGUAUUGAAAAUAAUCCUGAAUGAAAAAAAAUUCCUAUCAAGUGUUGCUGGCAUCUGGCUAAAUUUAAGCCUUUUAAGAAUUAAGAACCUUGUCUCUGGAAAACUGCUUACGUAAUCCUGCAGGGACAUGGUGACUUCUCAGUUCAAGAAAAUAGUAGACUGAAAAAAGUACAUGUGGGAUUUUAGAGCACGUCUUGCCUCUGGCCGCUGUCCUUCUCGUCCUCAAAUUCAUGUACGGGGGGGGGGAAAUUUUUGUGUGCAAUUGUAAAAUUACAAAACACACUACAAUCUCUUUAAGCAGCAACUGUGCCAUGUAACUGAUCUGGCAGUUCAUCAUCUGCGGAUGCCUUUCCUACGAACUUGGGGUGUCUUGGGGGGCAUUACCGCAGCUAUUGGUGGGUCAGUUUGUGGUGCAGAGGGCUAGCGAGAUCUAUAAAGCACUUCGUCUUGUGGUCCGUACUACAGUGAAUGUCUGAAACACUAAUCUUGCUUGAAAGCAGUGCUAUAUUUUGGUAUUUUUUACAAAAAAAAAAUUACAAAAAGGAUUUUAUUUUUCUUAACAUUUUGUGUGAUAAAUGUCUCUUUUUAAGCUCUUACUGGGGGUGUUUAACCUUUUCAGAAAUUCCAAACGCAGCUCUUGCUACAGCGUCUGUGAGGCCUGAUGUUUUUAUAGUGUUUAUUAGGCUUGGUAACGUUCAAACGAUUUUCGGAAGUCCGAGCGUUCCGAACACCGCAGACAUGCGGUCGCGUGAGUGCACCUACGUACUACUUCAUUCCGUGUCCGUGGUGACUUACCGACCGGAGGGCAAUGGUGUGGCAGCACCAGACGGCCCCGCGAGCGUUUGACGUGGCAGGGGAGCAGCCGGGAACCGUGUGUCGUGCCGCUGUGCCAGGCACGGCAGAACCUGUGACGGGUCACAGGAGGCUUAGAAACUUGUGGAAUACUGUGAUUCGAGGCCGGCUGCUACUCCUGUGCCAUGUCGCUUGGUGUCUUGGUUAACUUUGCUUUCAGACUUCUUACAGGUGCUCCUUUUUUCCACCAAAAAAAGCUUAACAAUAGCCAACAGCUGGGCUUGGACUUAAAAGGGAAAAUAGCAGAUUGGUUUAUGAGCUUGAACAACAAAAAGUCUGAACUGGAUUUCACGCUAUCGGAGAGAAGGUGAAUCUUUCAAAAAAACUUUAACAUUCUGAGAGAAGCAAAUACCUAAUUCAAAGUGUCUUAGUAACUGUAGGGGGUUUGUUCUAGAUGCCAAACACAACAUGGUAAAACACAUGUUUUAACCACAUCUUUGCAAACUGAAUAACGAUAAUGCAAUUCCUUUGUAAGGAAAAGAUUAAGAGCUGUUUUGAUUAAUUGGCAUCAGCAGAGGGGGAGUCAGCUGCUGAAUUAAAUUUGUGUGGUCUCUAAAGUGAGCGAAGCCGUGUUGGAUAGUUUGGUCGUAUCAUGCUGAGGCCUGGAAGAAAUCCACAGAACUGAUGGUGAUUUCGGCUGAGAACUGAAAUCUGCUGGUUUAAGACCAUCAGUUGUUCCUUCACCGGAACGCACCGUCACACUUUUCCCUUCCUUUCAUUUUAUAUUUUUGAGAUAGCACCACGCUGCUGGCGAUCACCUGCCUCGGGCUCGGUCGCCUGCGUGCUCUCUCUAGUGCGGCGCCUGAGCUGCUCCGCAAAUUUCCCGGGAUUUUAUUGUUUACUGGAGCUUUUACUCUGCAGUUCGCACCUUAGCGCAGCGAAAACGUUCUGCAGACCGUGGCCAAAUGGUGCAAUGGCUGGUUACUACCAUUUUCUAAAUACAUGGUGCAAGCAUUAGUUAUUGUAGCUUUCAGAUUAUUAGUAUAGACUUGUCCUGUCGAUAGACUGUUGAAGGCAUUUGCAGCUCAGGAAGGAGAACGUAAAAGGCGAUUUUUGUGGGCAAAUUACCUUCUCUGGUCACCACCAUGGUCUUAGAGAAUCUGUUAAAAUGGAGUAAUAGGGCUGGAAUGUUUAAUUUUGGCCUUUCUUCUAAAAACCUUCUUGUAUCUUAAUUUCAGGAUAGAAUGGGAAAGACAGAAUUACUAGACGUAAUUAACAAGGAGCAUAAAAUCUGUAUAUAUUGAAACUUUACAGAACUAUGUGGGUGGGGCGGGGGAGGAGGGCGGGAGGGGGGAUGUCCGAUGCUGGUACGAAGUAGUCACUUUAACAUUGAAACCUCUGCCUCAUUGAAUUCAGGGUUUAAUGUACUUGAAGCUCUGCGGUUCCUUAUACAGCUUUUUUAUUUAUACAUAACUUUUUUUUGUAUACUACAUUGAAAAUGUCUUUGACUUCCCUGAAGUUACUUUCUGCUCCCACUGUACAGUGAAUCUAUGGCAAACGGGAGAGUUUUUCAAAGCCGCUGUCUCAGACUUGUGUGUGUUCGAGAAGUGUGUUGCAUGAGAGAUGGCAACCUUGGAGUACUGCUGUCCCUUUGCUUUCAGUUUUCCAUCGACUUUCCCCCGCCAUUUAUCUUCGUGUAGCAAAAAUGUUUGCACUUACAAUACACUCCUACACUUUGGAUGUAUUCACAAUGUUGUUCUGAGGAGAAUAGAAAAAAAAAAAGAAAAAAAAAAGGGGGGGAAAAAAAAAAGCUGUUUCCUAUUCUAUUGUAUUCCUGAGUGAGGAGCUCAGGUCCUUAUUACCCCUGUGAGGGGCUAUCUCACUGCUCUGGAGAGAGGGGAGUUGUUAAGCUGAAACUCUUAUCUGUGCUUUGCAUAGAAGACUUCUGUAAUUAAUGUGAAAUCAAAAAGGGAAAACGCGGAUGAAUUUGCCAAAGCCAUUCACUCACCGUUUCUCGCGUGGUACUAACUGCCCGGGGGUCGUGCGUGGGAGAAGCGAGCCACUUUUCCCAGCGCUGCCUCUUCCAGCUCCGGGGGACGAGGUGGCCGCGUGGUGGCCGCGUGGUGGCCGCGAGGUCCUUCACAGCCGGGCGCUGCACCCUCUGAGCAGUUCUUACUCGCUUUUGGGUUAUAAACUGGCUGGAUGGGGGGGGGGGGGGGGGGGGGGGGGACACCAAACACGUUUCCUAUUCACUGGUCGAGCUGUAUCUCAUUUCUGGUGUCACUUUUCCUUUUCAAACAAAGCGAUGGCGGUGCCACAGAAAACAAGGUGGUAACGAAGCGUUUCGGCUGGCUGGUCGUGAGGUUUGUUCCGCAGAGGGGUGUGCGCAUACCGGGGUUCCGGGAGAAGCUGAACCUCGGGGUUUCCACGCGAGUGAUGUUGCACAACACAGAUACCUGCAGAUUCCGUUUCCAUUCCCAUGUACUCUUUCUCUGUAAGGAUGACCUUUGUAGAGUCGUUAUUUCUGUAGACUUUGUUUAUCUGUAACAAACUUUGUAGAUUCUGUGAAAUGUUAUUUUAACGAAAAUCACUCGAGUCUUUAAUAGCAAAGCAUCAAUAUUCACUGAAGUCGGUAUCUUAAGAGUUUUUGGAAGUUGACUAGAAGCUCUUGACACUAACGAAGUAGUGUUAAAUUUCCCUGGCGAUGUUCCACUGGGGCAUUACUGUAUUAUGACUUGAUGUUGCCGCAUAGACUUUGAGAUAUACGAUAUUUUGGGGGUUUUGUUGUUCGGCCUAUGUUCUCUUGCAUAGUGUGAAACCUGUAAAGCUUGGUUAACCUGUAUAUAGAUAGCUUACUGUCAACUAGUUAUAGUGUAUCUAGAAUUGCCUGUAAUAUUUUAGCUUCUUACUGAACGUGUGUGAUGGUAGAAACAUAUAAUUUUUGUACAUUAUAUUUAAUGAGAUGUUGCCUUUUUUAUUUUACAAAUACUUUGGAAUUCAGAUGUGUUUUUGCUUCCGUGAGGAUUAAUUUGGAAAGGUUUUUAAUGACAUUCCACUGAUUUGAACUUUUGCUUGAGGUUGACUUCAAUAAAUCGUUCUGGAUGUUCCAAC
Molecule: messenger RNA, 10760 nt
Organism: Grus americana (Whooping crane)
Lineage: Eukaryota; Metazoa; Chordata; Aves; Gruiformes; Gruidae
Gene: NSD3
Product: nuclear receptor binding SET domain protein 3
Exons: 24
Coding region: 1036-5343 (1435 amino acids)
Biological process (GO): regulation of DNA-templated transcription
Cellular component (GO): nucleus; chromatin
Molecular function (GO): histone H3K36 methyltransferase activity; protein binding
Source: RefSeq, a predicted model, not a curated record